GUAGGCUCGGUCCUGCUUUUUAAUUAUCAUAUCUGAACCAUACAUUUAACUAUCUACACGUUCCCUUCGACAAAUAUUACUUACCAAUAUGCAUUUCCCUUGGAAAGAGAAGGGGGACUUUCCUUCUGUACCCCCAUCACUCAACGCCAAUGGUCAGAAUGCAUUUGAAUUUUCAUCGAUCCAUAAGCAGGGUGGCUCAGACCAUAUCACCCUGACUCAACCCCAGUCUGAAAAAGAUAUUACACCAUAUCUUGGUUUACGUUCGAGGUUAUCUCAGGUCUGGUUGAACAAAUGGACUAUCCUUAUCCUCUUGGUGCUGCUACACUUCCUACUCACUGUUGGAAGUCUUAAGGAAAACCUGGACGAAGCCCAGACGAAGGCUCUGUCCGCCUGUAGCAAGGUCGAAGAUGUGGGCAGCGCGUUUGCUUCCAUGCCACACUAUCUUUCUGUUGGGGUCAACCAACUGACUGCCUCGAGCAUCACCAACGCGGUCCAGGCCCUCAUGUCCGUUGUCAACAUGAUCCUGACUGGCAUCGAGCAGUUGAUCCUCUUCGUCAUUGGCAUGAUGACGGAUACCUACGUUUGUCUAAUUUCCAUGGUCGUUCACGGCGGUCUCAACGCAUCAGCCAUCGCCGUGGAGAAAACGACCGAUGCCAUAAAUAAAGUUAUCGACGGUGUUGCUGACGGCAUCGCCUCCAGCGCAGAUGAUAUACAAAAGGUUAUCGAUACUGUAUACGAUGUCGCUAAUAAGGCUGGUGAUGUUUUAAAUGAUGCCAAGGACGGCGCCGGCGAUGUCAUUGGAGACAUUGGCGACAUCUUCAGCCGCAGUAACGAACUUGCGCUGUACCAGAGAGGUAUUCUGCCCGAUAAGCCAGAUCUCGAGAAAGCCAUCGUCGACAAGAUGAAGGAACUCAAAGACGUCAACGUUGACAGCAGCGGGUUCGUUCAAGGGAUCAACGAGCUCAACAAAAAGCUUCCCGAUUUCGACGAGGUCAAGAACUUGACGAGGCAAGCUGUCGCUAUUCCCUUCGACUUGAUCCGAAAGGAACUCGAUAAGGCAUACGGAGACUGGAAAUUCGACGACUCCGUUUUCCCAGUGGCUCAGAAAGAGGCUCUGUCAUUCUGUUCCGACAACGAUGGUCUUACCAAAUUCUUCGAGAAAUUAUUCUUGAUCACGUACAGAGCGAAGAUCGCGGCAAUCGUGAUACUCGCUAUUCUCGCCGUUGCCGUCUGCGUCCCGAUAUACAUCAUGGAGAAGCGCCGCUGGCGUAGACAGCAAGAGUUCGCUACCCGUGCCGUCGAUAUCUUCGAUUACGGCUACAUGUACUCGUCUCCCCUCGCAGCCCGCACCGGCAUGGCGAUCUCCAACAAGAUCGGCGGAUCGAGCAACCCGCGCAAGAUCAUGACGCGCUGGUUCGUGGCUUACUCGACGUCUCUCCCGGCUCUCUUCGUGCUCUCCCUGGCCCUGGCAGGCUUCUUCUCCUGCGCCUGGCAAGGCAUCCUGCUCCGCACCAUCGAAAACGAAGUCCCGGCCCUCAGCCAGCAGGUCGGCGACUUCGCAGAAGACGUCGUCAAGUCCCUCAGCGACGUCUCGCAGAAGUGGUCCGACGACGCGAACGGGGUGAUCCUGGGCUUCAGCAGCGACAUCAACGACGACAUCCUCGGCAAGGUGACGAACGCGACGUCCGCGGUCAACGACACCCUGAACACGUUCCUGCACGAGAUCGACACGGGGAUCAACACCGUCUUCGGGCAGACGUUGUUCAAGGACCUCGCCAAGGAGGUCGUCCGGUGUCUCCUCGGGCUCAAGAUCGAGUCCGUGCAGAAGGGGCUGACGUGGGUCCACGACCACGCGCACGUCGACUUCCCGCUGUUCCCGAAUAACAUCUUCAGCGUGGGCGCGAGCGACUCUAUCCACGGCGACUCGGACCUCACCACGUUCCUCGCGUCGCCGAGCAGCGUCACCACGGACGAGAUCACGGGCGCCGUCGAGCACGUCACCAAUUGGCUGCGCAACCAGAUCAUCCAGCAGGCGCUCAUAUCGGCGGGGUUAUUGCUGAUAUACGUCCUCGUCGUGGUCCUGGCCGUCAUGCGCGCCAUGUAUGUCCUGAUGACGCCGUCGAAGCAUACUUUCUCUGACGCGCCGCCGCCGCCGCCCGUGGUCAUGGAAGAGCAGCGGUCUAGUGGUGAAUCGUCCGGCUUCGACGCCUUCCAGGGACAGGCCAAACCUUACCCGCCUGGCUACAGGUAGCGAGCGUAUAGUUGCUUCCUCCAGCCACGGCGCCUGUGUAAUUAACUUGCGUAGCUGGCGGACGGGACACGGAGGAGCAAACAAUGUAUAGAUCCUCGGGACCGGUUUCUGGGGUGUAUAAGCAACUAGCAUUUAUCGAGCACGGCGCAACGGCCUUGGACAUACCCCUUCACUUGCUAUUUACAUCUUCAUUCCACCUUUUUAUUUUAUUUUUCUUCUCCUCCUUUUCUACUUAUUCGUCGAUAGAGAACGGC
Messenger RNA from Xylaria bambusicola, 2505 nucleotides. RefSeq lists its product as uncharacterized. The record is from RefSeq and is a predicted model, not a curated record. Bases 89 to 2251 code for a protein of 720 amino acids. Gene Ontology annotation, cellular component: mating projection tip. The transcript has a single exon. Lineage: Eukaryota; Fungi; Ascomycota; Sordariomycetes; Xylariales; Xylariaceae.